Molecule: messenger RNA, 2447 nt
Organism: Drosophila biarmipes
Lineage: Eukaryota; Metazoa; Arthropoda; Insecta; Diptera; Drosophilidae
Gene: Rim2
Product: mitochondrial carrier protein Rim2
Exons: 7
Coding region: 487-1581 (364 amino acids)
Biological process (GO): mitochondrial transport; pyrimidine nucleotide import into mitochondrion
Cellular component (GO): mitochondrial membrane; mitochondrion
Molecular function (GO): pyrimidine nucleotide transmembrane transporter activity
Source: RefSeq, a predicted model, not a curated record
AGAUUCGCGACCACUAAUGGAUUUACAGCGGAUGGAAAUAAAAUUAAUGGAAUUUAAAUCUCACACGCUAAGGAUCGGCGACGGACUAAAUCGAAGUAGUGCUUGCUUUGCGGACAAUUGUUAUGCGCAUAGUACCCUUGUUUAAAGAUAACCCCUAUCGGUGAACCCAACUGCAGUUGCAUAACUCGUUGCCAAAAAAGAGGGGCAAAAUCACAACACAUAAGCAAAGUUCUCUCCGGAAGUCCAAGAAAGUUCAAAGGACAGGCGAAAGUGGCCAGGAGAGUGCCGUCAGUGGGUUAAGAGCCCCUGCUCCUGGGGCCGCCAAAUCCUCCCCGCCCCGUCCACAACGUGCCUUAAGAAAAUAACAUCGUGUUUGCUUAUUACGAUAAAAAUAAAAGAAAAUCAAGUGCGCGUUAAUUGCCCCCAAGUUAUUAGAUAAACCACCUUACAUAAAGAAGGGCUUUCGGGAUCACGAACAGCGCGAAUAUGGCCCAAAACACGGCAGACACAUUCAUCCACCUAAUUGCCGGCGGCUCCGCUGGCACGGUUGGCGCCGUGGUCACAUGUCCCCUCGAGGUGGUGAAGACGCGCCUGCAGAGCUCCACGGCUUUUAUGACGCCGUCGCGUCUGGCGGAGAAUGCCGGAGGACCGGCGAAUGGUGGCCAAUCGGAGCUUUUGCGGCCGGAACAACGACGUAAGCUAAGCACAACGAUAUUACGUAACAGAUCACAGCCACAGGUGAUUGGGGGUGUGCGUAGGAUCAUGGCCAUCUCACACUGCGGCAUCUCAUCCACAACCCCCAAAACCAUGAGCAUCGUGCAGUGCCUGCGACAUAUUGUUCAGAACGAGGGAACCCGCGCUCUGUUCAAAGGUCUGGGUCCGAAUCUCGUGGGCGUGGCACCCUCCCGUGCCAUAUACUUCUGCACCUAUUCACAAACCAAAAACACGCUUAACAGUUUGGGCUUUGUUGAACGUGACUCGCCAUUGGUGCACAUAAUGAGUGCAGCGAGUGCAGGUUUUGUCUCCUCCACGGCCACGAAUCCCAUCUGGUUUGUGAAGACCCGGAUGCAGCUGGACUACAACUCCAAGGUGCAGAUGACCGUGAGGCAGUGCAUCGAGAGGGUCUAUGCCCAGGGAGGCGUGGCUGCCUUCUACAAGGGCAUCACGGCCAGUUAUUUUGGAAUCUGCGAGACCAUGAUUCACUUUGUCAUCUACGAGUUUAUCAAGUCCAAGUUGCUGGAGCAGCGAAAUCAGCGGCAUACGGACACAAAGGGAUCCCGAGACUUCCUGGAGUUCAUGAUGGCGGGGGCUGUUUCCAAAACGAUUGCCUCCUGCAUCGCCUAUCCCCAUGAAGUGGCUCGAACUCGUCUGCGGGAGGAGGGCAACAAGUACAACUCCUUCUGGCAGACCUUACACACAGUUUGGAAGGAGGAGGGCAGAGCAGGACUCUACAGAGGCUUGGCCACGCAGCUGGUGCGACAGAUCCCCAACACGGCGAUCAUGAUGGCCACCUACGAGGCAGUCGUCUACGUCCUCACCCGGCGCUUCAACAACAAAUCGAACGAGUUCUACGACUUUUAGACAGAGUAUCCCUUUCAAAGGACUAGUUAACAAUCGAGGAGGAGGAACCCUAUCUGUGCAUAUGUAGACGCGACUGCUGCAACCUAAUUGUAAUUGUAACCCAUUUUUUUAGACGAUCCAAACCAUCGAGCGCAAAUUCUUAGUUAACUAGCUUCUAAGUCACAUAUGAAACGAACUCGAUAGACUUAAGACGUUAGACGUUGAACGUUGGCCAAUAAUACAAACACGCACCAGGAUCGAAUGCACCAUCCAAAAACAGGAAAAAGGAACACUUAUGCCAUAGAAGGAUCUGAGUUUGCGAAAUGCGAAAGAAAAACGUUAUCAAAAUUUGAAAAGGCUGCUAUUUAGUUAAAGAUACAAUAUAUAUUGAGUGUAUAAAUGUGGUUGAUAUUUUGAUAUAGUGUAAAUAGGAUUCGAUUCGCUCAGAGUGUAUUGUAAAUAGAUAAAGAGUGAGUCGACUGGCGUUGCAAUAUGGCUCCCCUAGUUGUGUUAGUUGUAAGCACAAAAAUGUUGAAUCGGCCGCAGUUGCCAGUAGAAGCCGCUAUAUAUAUUAUAAAUAUAAAACCGACCGAUCCGAUACAUUGUAGUCGUAAUUUGUAAAAGUUUCCGUUAAGUUUCCUCAAAUGCGAUAUACUUUUUAGUUACCAUUACUCUAUCAUUACAACUAUGUUUAUGAAUAUUAUUAUUAUUGCUGUUUAUUUAGUCCAUUAGUUAGCUAUUUAGUGAGCUCCGCUGAGAGCCGUAGUGCCCCCCAAAAACGUAUUUCAUUGAUAACGAGCAAAGAACGAAGAAAACUACUGUGAAUAAUUGAUUGCAAUCUGAUUUAAUGGUGAAAUCAAUAAAUACAACACUUUGUUUAAAAAUAA